AUGACGGAUCUGUCGGAUACCCAACCACAUUCUCGGACCAAUGCUGAUCUUAUGGCGGCCAACGCCGUUUUGUUCGCAGAGAAUCAGCGCAUGGCCGAACUAUUAGCUACACUACAAAAUGGUGGUGAAAGGAAGAAUGUCAACAAAGAAGCAAAUACUGAACAGCACGAAGAGCAUCAGUCGGAAUCCAAUGCAAAAGUAGGAAAAACACCCCCGAAAACAGGGAGACGACGAGCUAACCCUUUUUUUGAAGAAAUUAUGAGUUUUAAAAUGCCUCAAAAUUUCACACUCCCUAUGACUCUGGCACCGUACAAAGGGAUCGAAGAUCCCAAAGUUCAUGUCACGAAAUUUGAAUCUAUGAUAUUCCUGAACAGUGACUCCGAUCCCAUUCUGUGCCGAUCUUUUCCCACUUUUUUAGAUGCCUCAAAGAUCUAUGUAAGGGACUCAGACUACCUUAGCACGAUCAGACAAGGACAAUAUGAAAGCCUGAAAGAUUACAUGACACGCUUCACAACAGCCGCCAUGGAAAUCCCUGACCUCAAUCCUGAAAUCGAAAUUGAGAAGCUGCGUGAAACUCGGAGGAAUGAGAAACAACUGCCCCGAAAAGAGGAGGACAAAUCUCAAACAAGGGACUCCAAGAGGCCUUUCAAGUUAACCCCAAAAUUUGACUCAUACACGAGAUUUAACACAAGAAGGGAGGACAUCCUGAAAGAAAUACUACAUAACAAGCUCAUCAAGCCACCAAGCAGGGCCGACUCAUAUCAAGACCAGAGGUUCGUCGACAAAUCGAAGCACUAUGCCUUUCACCAGAAGUUCGGGCAUACAACCGACGAAUGCAUCAUUGCCAAGGACCUCCUGGAAAGACUAGCGAGACAAGGACACCUGGACAAAUACAUAAGCAAAGCCCGACCAACUUCAGAAGGUCACAAUGACCGACGCCAAGAGCGAACACCAAACACACCAGACAAGCUCAGAACGCAACCUCCGCCGCCAAGAGGAGUUAUAAAUUGCAUCUCAGGAGAAUUUGCAAGCGGUGGUCAAACCAACUCGACACGCAAACGCCGAAUCCGAGAAAUGCUAACAAUGCAACAAACAAACGAGGCGACGGCCCACAAACCACGAACACCGAACAUAUCUUUCGAACAAUCCGACUACCAAGCAAGGUCGGAUAACCUAGACGAUCCGGUGGUAAUCUCAGUCCAAGCAGGGGAUCUCCUCGUGAAGAAAGUCUUACUCGACCCCAGCAGUAGCGCAGACGUCCCACGUCGAGAUCUUCAGUUCCGAGGAGAAUACUUCCGAGCCCUUGACGGAACUUGUAGCCGAUCAUACUUCGGAAGCUUUAUCUCGCAAGGAACACUACUUAUUACUAAUUCUUUGAUAUUUACGAAUUUUGGGGUGUAA
Arachis ipaensis is the source of this 1401-nucleotide messenger RNA. RefSeq lists its product as uncharacterized. The record is from RefSeq and is a predicted model, not a curated record. NCBI's taxonomy places the organism in Eukaryota, Viridiplantae, Streptophyta, Magnoliopsida, Fabales, Fabaceae.